Molecule: messenger RNA, 1246 nt
Organism: Ruditapes philippinarum (Manila clam)
Lineage: Eukaryota; Metazoa; Mollusca; Bivalvia; Venerida; Veneridae
Product: stearoyl-CoA desaturase-like
Exons: 5
Coding region: 179-1117 (312 amino acids)
Biological process (GO): unsaturated fatty acid biosynthetic process
Cellular component (GO): endoplasmic reticulum membrane
Molecular function (GO): stearoyl-CoA 9-desaturase activity; iron ion binding
Source: RefSeq, a predicted model, not a curated record
UUAACACGCUAUGAGCGCAUGCAGGAUGACGAGACUAGUAAACCUGGGAUGUUGUAAUCUAUCUCAUAGUUUAUACUUGUAACUCAUGUGUUCUUUAUAAUAUAAAGUUUGACGAGAUAUAUUGAAAUAAACAGUUACUGUACCUUUAGUGUGGAUUGUACUGUUGGAGAGCGAGACGAUGCCAGUUGACAGUCUUAUGUCAUCUAAACAACCGGAACAGGAAGUGAAGCGUCCGCCAUUACAGAUAGUUUGGAGAAAUGUUGUUUUGAUGGCAACGCUUCAUAUUUCAGCAAUAUAUGGCAUUUAUAUUCUUCCUCAAGCAAAGCUAUACACAUUAGUUUGGACAUUGGUUUUGUAUUGGUUGAGUUGUAUAGGAAUUACAGCAGGUGCCCACAGACUCUGGUCACAUAGGUCAUACAAGGCAAAGCUACCCCUCAGGAUUUUACUUGCCCUGCUUAACUCACUAGCAUUCCAGAAUGACGUCAUCGAAUGGACACGAGAUCAUAGAGUUCAUCAUAAAUAUUCAGAAACUGAUGCAGAUCCGCACAAUGCAAAACGUGGUUUCUUCUUUGCUCACAUAGGCUGGCUGAUGGUGAGGAAACACCCGGAUGUGAAAAAGAAGGGGCAGCAACUCGAUCUAUCGGAUGUUCUCGCUGACCCUGUACUGCGUUUUCAGCGAAAGUUUUACUUUCCGUCGGUAGUUCUAUUGUGUUUCACCAUUCCAACAUUAGUUCCGGUGAUCAUUUGGAAAGAGAACGCCAUGACAGCCUAUAUUAUUUGCGCAUUGUUAAGAUAUUGUUGUGUUUUAAAUGCCACAUGGUUUGUUAACAGUGCAGCUCAUCUCUGGGGUAUGCGACCCUAUGAUGUCAAUAUAAAUCCGGCAGAAAAUAGCAUGGUAGCUACGGUUGCCAUGGGAGAAGGUUUCCAUAACUACCAUCAUACAUUUCCGCAAGAUUAUUCUACCGCAGAGUUUAAAUGGUUCCUGAAUAUGUCUACGCUGUUCAUUGACUUUUUCGCCAUAUUAGGACUUGCCUACGACAGAAAGGUAAUGCCUAAAUACCUGGUAGAAAAGCGGAGAGAACGGACCGGAGAUAAAAGUGAACUUACUAGACAAUAAGAGGAAUAACACCGAGACGCUAGGGAUGUAUUUUUGUACGAGAAUGAAACAUUUACAUGUUUUAUGUGCCUUAUUGAUAUAUACUUUUCGUUUUCUGUGAUUAUUUGGAAUAAAUCCUCUUGAAAAAUA